AUGCCUUUCCCCGGCAGCGCGCUAAGUGCCCAGUCCCUCUACGGGACUGUCUUUAGCGUAGGAGUCCUCGCUCAUCUCUUGGUAUUUCGGUUGGGCGAAUGGGACGGAGUGCCCGGUCGGAUUGCUGCGUUCUUUGCUGCAGUAUACGCAAUCUCCACCGCCGCAUCAAUCUAUGUCCUCGCUGAAGCAUAUGGUGGUGCCUCUGUAGUCUUCAUGAAUGCGUCCGCAAUAUUCUUGACGUUCCUUCUUGGGCUUUUCGCAUCCAUGUUGAUAUACAGAGCUGGAUUCCAUCGCCUUCGACCAUUUCCAGGACCCAACCUUGCCAGUAUAUCCAGCAUUUACGCAAAUCGAAUGGCAAUGACGAGGUUUAGAUACUUCGAUGAGGUCGACCAACUACAUAAGUUGUACGGCGAUUUCGUCAGAAUUGGGCCCAAUCAUCUAUCUGUCGCACAACCCGCAGCUGUCCAAGCAGUUCACUCCAGCUCCUCUCGGUGUCUCAAAGGCCCUUGGUAUAACACACAGCUCCCUGCGGUAUCCCUUCUCACAUCUCGAGAUCCUCGUGAGCACGCACGGCGUCGUAAGACGUGGGACAAUGGACUGUCAUUCAAAGCGAUAAGGACUUACGAAGCCAAUAUUGCUAGAUGCACGUCGCAGCUUAUAAACAAUAUCGAGGGAAGCCUUGGUCGCAGCAUUGACAUGAGCCACCAUUUCACCCUAUACACUUUCGACGUGAUGGGGACACUUGCGUUUGCUAAAGAUUUUAAGAUGUUAGAAUCGAAAGAACUUCAUCCGAUCUUCAAGUUCCUGCAUGAAUCAAUGCUAUCAGUUGUGAUAUUCGGCCACGCGAUGUGGUUCCUCACUUUCUUGAAGAACAUCCCUGGCUUGGCAUCUCCGAUUAAAAAGCUAAAUGCCUGGGCGGAUCAGCAGAUUGAAGAUCAGAUCAGAGACAAACCCGACACUCCGAACGUGUUCUCGUGGCUGUUGAGGGAUUACACGAUGCUACCCAAUCCCACCUCACAGGACAGAAUGAACCUCCAAGCAGAUGCUUCCUUGAUCGUUGUCGCUGGAAGUGAUACGACCGCAUCGACAUUGACGUGCCUACUCUUCGAGCUUGCUAAGCACCCUGAUGUGUACCAGAAGCUUCAGAACGAGGUAGACGCACAUCUUUCAGACAGCGAAGAGCUUCAAAACGACUCCCUUAUCGGAAUGAAGUAUUUACAGGCGUGCAUUGAUGAAUCUAUGAGAAUGCACCCGAUCGUUCCUGGUGGCGUGCAAAGGCAUACGCCGCCGCAGGGGCUUCAAGUCGGGGACACGUUCAUUCCUGGAGAUGUCAUCAUCCAGGUUCCUAUGCACACCGUUAAUUAUGACGAACGAUCGUUCCCCCAGGCCAGUCAGUUCAUUCCUGAGCGCUGGACAUCGAGACCGGAUCUAGUCACGGAUGGCUCUUGCUUUACACCAUUUUUGACGGGUAAGAGUCUUCGAAAAUCACCUUCUGCUAAAUGCCCUCCUGCUAAAGAUAUCUAUAGUUGUCCUGGGAAACAGCUGGCUUUGCUAGAGAUACGGCAAGUCAUCUGCGAGAUCUCUCGUCGUUACCAUAUAAGUUUCUCUGAACCCCAAACCAGGACGUGCUUCCCUGAGAACAUCAUCGACGGCUUCAGCUUGCAUUGCCCCAAGCUGGAAUUGGUCUUCUCACCUAGGAGCACACACUGA
Clonostachys rhizophaga is the source of this 1710-nucleotide messenger RNA. The record is from the annotation of a GenBank genome assembly. Lineage: Eukaryota; Fungi; Ascomycota; Sordariomycetes; Hypocreales; Bionectriaceae.